CGUCUCUCUUUUUUUUGUUUUUUUUUUUUGGUCGUCGAUAUUUCGUCCUAGUCUGUACAACGAGGUGAACAAGAAGAACAAAAUGGUGAGUGUGAUCGAGGCUCGUUCCUCUCUAGUUUUCGACACUUCGACCGAGUGCAAUGCGCGUCGCGAAUGAUCGGUACCAAUUCCAAUUUAAGUUUGUUCGAAGAAGAAGAAAAAAGAAAAGUGAAGAAAGAACGAAGUAAAUGAGUGGUAUUUGUGGAGAACACGGUAAUGAGAUAAUCGAAAUUAAAACGUAGAGUAGACGUAUUUUCCUAAGUUCGAUGAGUAAUGAUGAGUGAUUCCUCCUUUAAUAAAUGUCACACGUGGAUCAUCGAUCUGUCGUUCCUCUCUUAAAUUUAACACUUUUUCCGUCGCGUGGCAAGGUUCAUAUCAUCAGUUUGUAAUUUCGUGGAAUUCUCGCCGAGUAACUUAAGCAAUAGAAUUUCACUGAGAGAGGAGGGAAAGGGGGGAGAGAGGGGGGGAAAGGUACGCCUGAUAUUCAUAACGUGCACUCGCGAUAACGAGAUUUUACUCACGCGAUAACGAUCGUUAUCCGUAAUCCCAAGGAGCUUAGAAUCUAAUUCUAUCGCUAUCUAUCGACGGCACGGUUUUUACUGCAGCGUAGUUAUUACUUUGUUACAAAUUUUUUAACACGUGUUUCAAGCGACGUGUUCGUUUGAGAAAAAAUUUGAAGAAAAAAAGUCUGUCUGAAAAAAAAAAAGAGAGAAACUCACGAGAGGCUACCUCCAAAAGGAAGAAGACUUUUUCAACAAAAACACCAAACGAAGAUUAAAAAAAACAAAAAUUUCUGAAUCAUUCGACAGGACGAGGGCCACCGGAAUCCAGCGUUCGUCGACGAUGACACGAGGAAAUCGAAAUCAUGCGAACGACCAAAGGAAUCGGUCUCCACCAGGUGUUCAGAUACCACGAGAGGAACGGAAGAAGUGAGAAGCAAGUGGAACAACGAGAUAGAAUUCUUAAUGUCCUGCAUCGCGAUGUCGAUAGGUUUCGGCAAUAUCUGGAGGUUCCCAUUCACUGCCUAUGAGAACGGCGGAGGUGCAUUCUUAAUACCGUACAUCGUCGUCCUGUUGCUGAUUGGGAAACCGUUCUACUACCUGGAGAUGAUCAUCGGCCAAUUCUCUUCGUCCUCCUCGAUCAAGGUGUGGAACAUUUCGCCUGCGUUUAGUGGUGUUGGAUGGUCGCAGUUCUGCUCGAACGCGGCGUUAAUGACGUAUUACAGUUCGCUGAUGUCGCUGACGCUUUUCUUUCUGGUCGCGUCUUUCUCGUCUGAACUGCCGUGGGCAAAGUGCAGAGAUGAAUGGUCCGACUAUUGUAUCGAUUCCGGCCAAACGGCCAGUGGUGAAACACGGCUGAACGCCAGCGUGUUCCUCGAAUUAUUCGACAAGAAAGAACGCAAGAGUUCCGCGGAGCUCUACUUUCUAAAAGUGGUGCUUCAAGAGAAAGACAGCAUCGACGAUGGGAUUGGACUGCCAGACUGGAAGUUAACAUUGUGCCUGCUGGUCAGUUGGUCCUCCGUUAUCUUGAUAACGUUCCAGGGUGUGAAGAGUUCAGGGAAAUUCUCCUAUUUCCUGGCAAUUUUCCCGUACAUCAUCUUGGUGGCACUUCUCGUCAGAGCAGUGACCCUGGAAGGUGCUGUGACUGGGAUCUUUUACUUCAUCACCCCGGAAUGGUCGAAACUUUUGGAACCAACUGUUUGGUACGCGGCUGUCACCCAGUGUUUCUUCUCGCUCUCUGUCUGUUUCGGCUCCAUCAUCACGUACUCGUCGCACAAUGACUUCAGACACAACAUAUACAGGGACGCGCUCAUUGUAACUAGUCUCGACACUGUAACGAGCCUCAUAGCGGGCUGCACGAUCUUUGGGAUCUUGGGGAACCUGGCCUACGAAAUGGACUUGACGGAUAUCGACAAAGUGGUUACGUCCGGUGUUAGUCUGGCGUUCAUCUCUUACCCUGACGCCAUUGCGAAGUUCACCUUUCUACCUCAAUUAUUCGCAGUGUUGUUUUUCGUGAUGAUGUUCGUCCUCGGCGUAGGCAGCAUCGUAGGAAUGGUUUCAGGGAUAGUGACCGCAUUGAAGGAAAAGCUGCCGAACGUGAAAAUUUGGCAAAUCGUGGUAUCCGUCUGUUCAAUAGGAUUCGCUGUUAGCACCGUUUACGUCACUCCUGGUGGACAAUUUUUAUUGAUGUUGGUCGAUUACUAUGGCACGUCGUUCGUCGUGUUCAUUCUGGCUUCGUUCGAAAUCACUGCCGUGUCCUGGGUAUAUGGUUUAGAAAAUUUCCUGGACGACAUCGAAUUCAUGCUGAACAAGAAAACAAGCAGCUACUGGAGAAUCUGUUGGUUCCUGAUAACGCCGUUGAUUUUGAUAACGAUAUUCUUUUACACUGUUGCCACCCUUUCACCGUUGACCUAUGGUGACAAAAAGUAUCCGGCUACGGCACACGCGGCUGGUGUUGUCAUACUUUGCUUCAGCGUUUUUCAAAUACCAUUCUGGAUGAUUGUGGAAAUGCUGAAGAACAGGAAUUUGUCACUGUUACAGAAUUUGAAGAAGUCAUUUCUGCCAACGCCGCAAUGGGGCCCCAGAGAAGUCGAGCACAGAGAAGCUUGGCUCCGCUUCAGAGAGGAAAAUUUGAAAAAGAGAAACGCCAGGACGGAACCUAAGUGGCUCCAGUUAAUAUACAUUUUAAUUCGUAGGAACCACAAGAAAGAU
Molecule: messenger RNA, 2750 nt
Organism: Heterotrigona itama
Lineage: Eukaryota; Metazoa; Arthropoda; Insecta; Hymenoptera; Apidae
Source: the annotation of a GenBank genome assembly